CGCUACAUGCGGCAGCCCAUCAAGCAGGAGCUCAUCUGCAAGUGGAUCGACCAGGACCCGCCGCCACCGGCCGGCGCCGCCCGCAAGCCCUGCUCGAAAACUUUCAGCACCAUGCACGAGCUGGUGAACCAUGUCACCGUGGAGCACGUCGGCGGGCCGGAGCAGAGCAGCCACGUGUGCUACUGGGAGGAGUGUCCGCGGGAAGGGAAACCUUUCAAGGCCAAGUACAAACUGAUCAACCACAUCCGCGUGCACACCGGGGAAAAGCCCUUCCCCUGCCCCUUCCCGGGCUGCGGCAAGGUCUUCGCCCGAUCCGAGAACCUCAAGAUUCACAAGCGCACUCAUACAGGAGAGAAGCCUUUUAAAUGCGAAUUUGAUGGCUGCGACAGGAAGUUUGCCAACAGCAGUGACAGAAAGAAACACUCCCACGUCCACACGAGUGAUAAGCCAUAUUACUGCAAAGUCAGAGGCUGUGAUAAAUCUUACACGCAUCCCAGCUCUUUAAGAAAGCACAUGAAGAUACACUGCAAGUCUCCACCGCUUUCCCCUACCCCUGGAUCUCACGGUUACCAGUCUGUAGGAACCCCCCUAGGUGCUCCCCUGUCUCCUGCCCAGGACUCAUCCAGGGGCCGCUCUGCCAAUCUUUCCCCUCAGGUCACCAACCUCAAUGAGUGGUACGUCUGUCAGGCCAGUGGGGCUUCUAAUAACCUUCAUACACCUUCCAGCAACGUUACAUCCUCUGACUCGGAAGAUGAAGAGGCUUAUAGAAACUCUGAUACAAGAACUAUCCGCUAGAAGCAAAACACCAACUUUCUGAUUUGGGAGUACUUGGACCAUGCAAACUGUGCGGACACAAAGCUUGAAAUAAAUGGAUGGCAUAAAAUUGUCGUCAUGUUGACUCACCGCUAUUUAUUCAGUAUAUAAAACCCUAUGGUGUUUGUAAACGUAACUAAUUUAAUUAAAGACACUUGGACCCUUUUAUAUCCAAAAUAAUAAAUGAACCUACCAAGCUGAACUAUCUCAGUGAAUCAAGUUGCAUGUUUGCAGGUAUAGGGAGGAUGCCAAGGGAGCUCAAUGGAUAGAUCAGUUUGUCAAGAUCAUACACUGCCAAUGCCAUUGCGAUGUUUCUAAAAAGAGAAAGAGAGAGGAAGAGUGCCCAUUCUGAAUCCUGCCAGCUGAUAGGACCCUCUCCAUUUCCUGGAGUGGCUUUUAUAUACUUCAGAUACCAUUCUGGGGGCUUCUUAACAGCCUAUCUAGGCCCCAAUUCCACAAUGGCUUCUUGAUUGUAAACAAGCCCCACCUGCUGAAUUUCCAGCACCUCGUGGACUGGUUACACAUUUUUAAUUUUUUCUCCCUCUUUCAAUUCAGAUCUUUUGUAACUUUUGUUUUUUAAUCUGAGUCCUUAGGUUCCCCCAAAUCCAGUAUUUUUUAUACGUAGGUUUGUUUCCUUAUCCCUUAGCUGUAUACAAUGUGAAAAUGGGUUUUUAAAAAGAAAAAAAAAGAUGCAGCAUUUCUCUUAACAUUUCUCCACAAUGUUGUAUCAUGAUGAGUCCUGAGACAAAAAAAGGAGAAUAAAAGAAAACUGCUGCUCUCUGACAACUGUGAUACUGUGAUUUUUUUAAAAUAGCGCACAAAAUUCAAAAGUGAAUUCAGUUCCCUUUUUGCAAAGUUUGUUGAAAAAAGAAGAUCUUGCAUCUUGCUAUGUCAGACCAUGUGUGUAGUAGAGUGUGUUGAUAGGUCAAAAGUGCUUUGGACAUCAGAGCCAUUAUUACUUUAAAAUCUUCAAAUAUGAGAAGCUGUGACACUUGUGAAAGCUGAUAUUUUUAGACGGAUCAAUCUCCUUUUAUACUAUUGUGAAGACAUAUUUGAAAACAUAUUUUUUCAACAUUUUUUUCAACACCUAAAACUAUGGUUGAAUUCAUUCUUCCCCCUCUCCUGGCAAUCUUCAAAUGACCAUGUGUAGUGGCCAGUUACAUUAAAAGAGGAAAACAAUUGUCACAAAUAUUAAAAUGUAAAAGGUUUGUAGUUAGAGCAAAAAAACUGAUGAGUACAUGACCUUUGGCAUAGCUGUCAAGCUAUUAAGGAAAAAGGUCAGGGAACUAUGACGAUAACUCUUAGUCAAUUUAUUUGCGGUUGGUACGACACAUUUCACAUGCAGAAUGUUAGUCCAUCAUAAACAUCAUACAAAUAAACUAAAGAGCACUAAUUUAUCCUCAGAGACCCUGAAUAUGUAAACAGGUAGCCUUCCCUCCCACAGGGUUUGUAGAAAUUUGUUUUGUGUGCUGUGACUGGUUGAUGUAGUCUUGUCAUUGUUACUAACUUGUAUGUGACUGCUAUUAUUUUGUACAGUUGAAUUAAUUUAUUUUUGGACAUCAUCCUUUUCUGGAAGAGUACAGAACACACCAAAGAAUUAUAUUAUUAAUUUUGGUGAUUGAUUGUUGUUUAUGAUUCCGUGGUUUGUUUAAAAAAUCAUUAUAUUUUUCAGCUUACUUGAAUGAACAAUGUAAUGUGAAAACAAGCUCUUCCUGCAUGUCUUCUGUGCAGUGUGUGGUGAUGAUAUAUAUAGUUUAUAGAGAUAUUAUAUUAUUAGUACAGUGCAUGGUGCUGUCAAUCUGGAAGCCUUUCAACGUUGUCUUCAUAUUGUUAUGGUGAAUUUAAAGAUACAGACAUUCUUUUAAAAAUCAAGAAAACUUGAAUAGAAAAUAAUUUUUAAAGUUUAUUUUAUUUGCUUUUUUCACUUUCAAAGACCAUUCAAAUAAAUAGAACAUAAUAAAGUAAGGUAUGGACUUUUAAAGGAUAAUUUAUGUAAUACAAUCUUGUUAGAAAUAAUUUUCUUACUGAUUUAUAACGAAUUGUUUAAUUUAUACAAUUUUUCAAUAAUAGAUUGCACUAUACAUUACUACAUUAUAGGGGUUUUAAAAUAUGAAACUGGGGGAUAUACUACUAUUUUUAUGUACUAUGCCACACAUAAGGUCACACGUUUGCCCAUACAUUUUAUGACACGAUACCUCCUAAAAAAAAAACUCCUCCAUCUCUGUAAACCCGACCAUAAGAAAGCAAGAAUGAUCAUCAAGCAAAUAAAUAAAAGUAUUCUUUCUAUGUA
Messenger RNA from Pelodiscus sinensis (Chinese soft-shelled turtle), 3103 nucleotides. It is a transcript of the gene ZIC5, whose product is annotated as Zic family zinc finger 5. Lineage: Eukaryota; Metazoa; Chordata; Testudines; Trionychidae. Gene Ontology annotation, biological process: regulation of transcription by RNA polymerase II. Gene Ontology annotation, molecular function: RNA polymerase II cis-regulatory region sequence-specific DNA binding; DNA-binding transcription factor activity, RNA polymerase II-specific. Gene Ontology annotation, cellular component: nucleus. The record is from RefSeq and is a predicted model, not a curated record.